AUGUACAAGCGUCGGGAUUAUGUGGAUCUCUAUGAGAAGGAUCAGGCCAAGUGGGCUUUAUUGAGAAAUGUCAACACUGUGUUUAAACACUCAACGCUCCUACCGGGCGAUUAUGUCUGGCUGGACCUGAAGACGGGUCAUGAGUUUGAGGUCCCGAUUGGAGCCGUCGUGAAACUUUGUGAUUCUGGACAGAUUCAAGUUCUGGAUGACGAAGGAAAUGAACACUGGAUCUCUCCUCAAAAUGCCACCAACAUCAAGCCGAUGCACCCGACCUCCAUUCACGGCGUGGAGGACAUGAUCCGGCUGGGGGAUCUGAACGAGGCAGGAAUCCUCCGAAAUCUGCUCAUCCGAUACCGAGAACACCUCAUCUAUACAUAUACGGGGUCCAUCUUAGUGGCUGUAAACCCGUAUCAGCUGCUUCCCAUUUACACAGCAGACCAGAUUCGCCUUUAUACCAAUAAAAAGAUCGGAGAAAUGCCUCCACACAUCUUCGCCAUUGCAGACAACUGCUAUUUCAACAUGCAGCGCAACAACAAAGACCAGUGCUGCAUCAUCAGUGGUGAAUCUGGAGCUGGAAAAACAGAAAGCACCAAACUGAUUCUGCAGUUUCUGGCAGCCAUCAGUGGGCAGCACUCCUGGAUCGAGCAGCAGGUGCUGGAGGCAAAUCCCAUCCUGGAAGCCUUUGGAAAUGCUAAAACCAUCCGAAACGACAACUCAAGCCGCUUUGGGAAGUACAUCGACAUUCAUUUCAACAAAAGAGGAGCCAUAGAGGGAGCAAAGAUCGAGCAGUAUCUUCUGGAGAAAUCCAGAGUGUGUCGACAGGCCCGUGAUGAGAGAAACUACCACAUUUUCUACUGUAUGCUGAAGGGAAUGACUCCAGACCAGAAGAAGCAGCUGGGUUUGAGUAAAGCCACAGACUACACUUACCUCACUAUAGGGAACUGCACUGUUUGCGACGGUCGAGAUGAUCAGAAGGAAUACUCCAACAUCAGAUCGGCCAUGAAGGUGCUCAUGUUCACCGAUAAGGAGAACUGGGAGAUCUCCAAGCUGCUGGCAGCUAUUCUGCACAUGGGCAACCUCCAUUACGAGGCCCGCACAUAUGAUAACCUGGAUGCCUGUGAGGUGGUGCGCUGUUCAGAUCUCACCACCGCUGCUGUUUUACUGGAGGUGGACUUGAAAGAUCUGAUGAACUGUUUGACCAGCCGAACUAUAAUAACGCGUGGAGAGACCGUGUCCACUCCGCUCAGCAUUGAACAGGCACUGGACGUGAGGGACGCUUUUGUUAAGGGCAUUUAUGGCCGUUUGUUUGUGUGGAUUGUUGAGAAAAUCAACGCAGCCAUUUAUAAACCUCCAUCUCUGGAGCUGAAAGUGGUGCGGAGAUCCAUCGGCCUAUUAGACAUAUUCGGCUUCGAGAACUUUAUGGUUAACAGCUUUGAGCAGCUGUGCAUCAACUUUGCCAAUGAAAACCUGCAGCAGUUUUUCGUCCGUCAUGUGUUCAAGCUGGAGCAGGAGGAAUAUAACCUGGAGAACAUCAACUGGCAGCACAUCGAGUUCACAGACAACCAGGACGCUUUAGACAUGAUCGCCAUAAAGCCCAUGAACAUCAUCUCUCUCAUCGACGAGGAGAGCAAGUUUCCAAAGGGCACAGAUACCACCAUGCUUAACAAACUCAACUCUCAACACAAGCUCAACACAAACUACAUCCCACCCAAAAACACCUAUGAAACACAGUUUGGGAUCCAGCACUUUGCUGGAGUGGUUUACUACGAGACCAGAGGUUUUCUGGAGAAGAAUCGAGACACUCUGCAUGGUGACAUCAUUCAGCUCGUUCACUCCUCUAAAAACAAGUUCAUCAAGCAGAUCUUUCAGGCGGAUGUCGCUAUGGGAGCAGAGACCCGUAAGCGCUCUCCGACUCUGAGCAGUCAGUUCAAGCGUUCUCUGGAGCUGUUAAUGCGCACACUGAGUGUCUGCCAGCCGUUCUUCGUCCGCUGCAUCAAACCCAAUGAAUACAAGAAACCCAUGCUCUUUGAUCGUGAGCUGUGUGUGCGGCAGCUCCGUUAUUCUGGCAUGAUGGAGACCAUCCGGAUUCGCCGGGCCGGAUACCCCAUCCGAUACACGUUUGUGGAAUUUGUGGACCGAUACCGUGUUUUAAUGCCUGGAGUGAAACCUGCUUACAAACAGGAGGACCUGAGAGGAACCUGUCAGCGUAUUGCUGAAGCUGUAUUGGGUCGUGAUGAUGACUGGCAGAUGGGGAAAACUAAAAUAUUCCUCAAGGACCAUCAUGACAUGCUGCUGGAGAUCGAGAGGGACAAGGCCAUUACUGAUAAGGUCAUUCUCAUUCAGAAAGUUGUACGAGGAUUCAAGGACAGAUCCAACUUCCUGAAAAUGAAGAAAUCAGCUAUGCUAAUUCAGAAGACAUGGCGGGGUUAUUACUGCCGGAAGAACUACGGAGCGAUGCGUGGCGGUUUCUCACGUCUGCAGGCGCUAUAUAGAUCUCGUAAACUCUACCAGACGUAUCACGUGGCACGGCAGAGAAUCACGCUCUUCCAGGGCCGAUGCAGAGGUUUUUUGGUGCGCAGAGCGUUUCGCCACCGCCUGUGGGCUGUGAUCACAAUCCAGGCGUAUACGAGAGGAAUGAUCGCCCGCCGGCUCUACAAACGACUCAAAGGAGAGUACCGGCGGCGUUUGGAGGCUGAAAAGUUACGUCUGGCCGAAGAGCAGAAGCUCAGGAAUCAGAUGAGCGCCAGAAAGGCCAAAGAGGAAGCUGAAAAGAUGCACCAAGAGAGAUUGGCACAGCUGGCGCGAGAAGACGCCGAGCGGGAGAAGAAGGAGCGGCAGGAGGCUCGCAGGAAAAUGGAGAUGUUGGACCAGAUGGAGAAAGCCAAACAGGAGCCGGUCAACGAUUCUGACAUGGUGGAUAAGAUGUUCGGCUUCUUGGGAACCACAAACUCUUUCCCUGGUCAGGAAGGUCAAGCGCCUGCUGGGUUUGAGGAUCUGGAGCGAACGCACCGGGAGCUGGAGGUGGAGGAUCUGGAUGAGUCUCUUCCGCUCCCGGAGGAUGAUCUGGAGGACCUGUCCGAGUACAAAUUCGCCAAGUUUUCUGCCACAUAUUUCCAGGGCACGAGCACACACACAUACAUGCGGCGGCCAUUAAAACAGCCAUUACUGUUUCAUGAGGACGAAGGAGAUCAGCUGGCAGCUCUAGCCGUGUGGAUCACUGUCCUGCGAUUCAUGGGUGACCUUCCCGAACCCAAAUACCACACGGCCAUCAGCGACGGCAGCGAGAAGAUCCCUGUCAUGACUAAGAUCUACGAGACGCUUGGAAAGAAAACCUACAAGAGGGAACUGCAGGCGCUGCAGGGAGAAGGAGAGAACGCUCACAUUGACAGUCACAAGAAGAGCAGCGUGCGGCACAAACUGGUGUCGCUCACCCUGAAGAAGAAGUCCAAAAUUACAGAGGAGGUGACCAAGCGUCUGAAUGAUGGCGAAUACACCGUUCAUGGAAACAGCAUGUUGGAGGAUCGACCCACGUCCAAUCUGGAGAAACUGCACUUCAUCAUCGGCAACGGCAUCUUGCGUCCGGGCCUGAGAGAUGAGAUCUACUGUCAGAUCUGUAAACAGCUGAAUCAGAAUCCGUCUAAAAGCAGUCACGCUCGCGGCUGGAUCCUCAUGUCUCUGUGUGUCGGCUGCUUUGCUCCCUCUGAGAAGUUUGUCAAGUAUCUGAGGAACUUCAUCAGUGAAGGUCCACCAGGUUACGCUCCUUACUGUGAGGAGAGACUGAGGAGAACGUUUGUGAACGGGACAAGAACACAGCCGCCGUCCUGGCUCGAGCUUCAGGCCACAAAAUCGAAGAAGCCCAUAAUGCUGCCGGUGACGUUUAUGGACGGCACCACAAAAACGCUGCUGACAGACUCUGCCACUACAGCUAAAGAGCUCUGCAACGCUCUGUCUGACAAGAUCAGCCUUCAGGACCGCUUCGGCUUCUCCCUCUACAUCGCACUCUUUGAUAAGGUUUCGUCUCUGGGCAGCGGAAAUGAUCAUGUGAUGGACGCCGUGUCUCAGUGUGAACAGUAUGCUAAAGAGCAGGGCGCUCAGGAGCGAAACGCCCCCUGGAGGCUGUUCUUCAGGAAGGAGAUCUUCACGCCGUGGCACGACCCAUCCGAGGACGCCGUCGCCACAAACCUCAUUUACCAGCAGAUCGUACGCGGCGUCAAGUUUGGUGAAUACCGCUGUGAUCGGGAGGAUCUGGCAGAGCUGGCGUCGCAGCAGUAUUAUGUAGAUUACGGCUCUGAGAUCCUCGUUGAGAGACUGUUGAGUCUGAUUCCCUCCUACAUCCCGGACAGAGAGAUCAGCUCGGCCAAAACUGUGGAGAGAUGGGCUCAGUUCAUCAUGGCUGCGCACAAGAAGGGUGUCUACACUCAGAAAAGGGUGGAUCCUCAGAAAGUCAAGGAGGAAGUUGUUGAUUUUGCACGUUAUAAGUGGCCUUUAUUAUUCUCCAGAUUCUACGAGGCCUUCAAGUUUUCAGGUCCAAGUUUACCCAAGAAUGAUGUGAUCGUGGCUGUAAACUGGACCGGUGUGUAUUUUGUAGACGAGCAGGAGCAGGUUCUUCUGGAGCUCUCCUUCCCAGAGAUCACAGCCGUGUCCAGCAGCAAAGGAGGGAAACUUCAGGCUCAGAGUUUCACUUUGGCCACCAUUAAAGCAGACGAGUUCACCUUCACCUCGAAUAAUGCAGAGGACAUUCGGGACCUGGUGGUCACUUUCCUGGAGGGGCUGCGCAAGAGGUCAAAGUUUGUCGUGGCUUUGCAGGACAAUCCCAGUCCAGCUGCUGAUGACUCCACAUUCCUGAGUUUCCUGAAGGGGGAUCUGAUCGUUCUGGACCAGGACACCGGUGAGCAGGUCAUGACGUCCGGCUGGGCUCACGGCACCAACGACAGGACCAAACAGAGAGGAGACUUUCCUGCUGACUGCGUUUACGUGCUGCCCACCGUGGUCAGACCACCACACGACGUCGUGGCUUUUGUCACGAUGACCCCAGACCAGCGUCAGGAGUCGCUCCGUAUCUCACACGUCCCAGCACUGACCGAGACAGAGGAGAGGAUAAAGCCUUACACGCUGGAGGAGUUCUCCUAUGACUACUUCAGGCCUCCUCCUAAACACACUCUGAGUCGAGUGAUGAUCACCAAGAACAGAGGGAAGGAUAAACUGUGGUGCUGCACUCGAGAGCCCAUCAAACAGGCGCUGCUGAAGAAGUGUGUGGGACAUGAGGAGCUCUCGCAGGAGGCCUGCAUGGCAUUCAUCGCGGUAAUGAAGUAUAUGGGUGAUUAUCCGUCUAAACGCACGCGCUCAGUGAACGAGCUCACGGAUCAGAUCUUUGAAGGAGCGCUGAAGGCCGAACCGCUUAAAGAUGAGAUUUACUGUCAGAUCCUCAAACAGCUGACAGAAAACCACAUCAAGUACAGUGAGGAGAAGGGCUGGGAGCUGCUCUGGCUGUGUGUGGGUCUCUUUCCUCCCAGUAAUGUCCUCCUACCGCACGUCCAGCGCUUUCUGCAGUCCAAGAAACAUCAUCCUCUGGCUCUGGACUGCAUGCAGAGACUACAGAAAGCCUUACGGAACGGCUCCAGGAAAUAUCCUCCUCACCUGGUGGAGGUGGAGGCCAUUCAACACAAGACCACGCAGAUCUUUCACAAGGUUUACUUCCCUGAUGACACAGAUGAGGCGUUUGAGGUGGAGUCCAGCACAAAGGCUAAAGACUUCUGUCUGAACAUCUCCAGCAGACUGUUACUCAAAACACCCGAAGGCUUCAGUCUGUUCGUCAAGAUCUCUGACAAGGUGAUCAGUGUGCCUGAGGGAGAUUUCUUCUUCGACUUUGUCCGCCAUUUGACCGAUUGGAUCAAGAAAGCGAGACCUGCUAAAGACGGUAUAGUGCCUUCACUGACCUACCAGGUGUUUUUCAUGAAGAAGUUAUGGACGACCACCGUUCCAGGCAAAGACUCCUUCGCAGACUCCAUCUUCCACUAUUAUCAGGAGCUUCCUAAAUAUCUGCGAGGAUAUCACAAGUGCUCCAGAGAGGAGGUUUUCCAGCUCGGUGCUCUCAUCUACCGGGUUAAAUUUGAGGAUGACAAAUCUCACUUUCCCAGCAUUCCCAAAAUACUGAAGGAGAUGAUUCCUCAAGACCUGAUUCGCCAGCUCUCACCCGACGACUGGAAAAGGUCGAUUGUGGCGUACUUUAACAGGCAUGCUGGGAAAUCAAGAGAAGAAGCCAAGCUGAUGUUUCUGAAGAUCAUUUUCAAAUGGCCCACGUUUGGUUCGGCCUUCUUUGAAGUAAAACAAACCACAGAGCCGCACUUCCCUGAGAUCCUGCUGAUCGCCAUCAACAAAUAUGGAGUCAGUCUGAUCGACCCCAAAAACAAGGACAUUUUAACCACUUAUCCCUUCACCAAAAUCUCCAACUGGAGCAGCGGCAACACGUACUUCCACAUCACAAUCGGCAACCUGGUUCAGGGCAGCAAACUCCUGUGUGAGACCUCACUGGGCUAUAAAAUGGACGACCUGUUGACAUCCUACAUUAGCCAGAUGCUAACCACCAUGAGCAAACAGCGAAACUCACGCGGCGGCAGCAGCAAGUGAACGUUUGAUUGGCUGGAGGCGGUGGAGCUGGUGCGUCUGCUGCGUCCCAUUGGCCAGCCCUGCAGCUGGGGGCGGGCCUUCGCGGCGCAACUCUGGCGAAUGAGCAGAACUCCCUCUGCCAGCACACAGAGCUCAAUGUACCCGGAUGAAGACUCUUCCUCUGAGGACGACUACCUCUGAACACACACAUGCGCGCGGAUUCAUCAGUUUCUCCAGAAUAUGUGUUUUAUGUGUCCAGAUGCACAUUUUAGGUACCGUUUAUUACGUUUUGUGAGUCGAAUAUAAACUGGAAUGGCUUCUCUGCAUCCCCAACUGCUCUAAACAAGCAGCGUUUGGGUUAUUUAUGUGUAAAUGCACUAAGAAAACAAUCGCCCCUUUCACACAUGCAGACUUUUCUGGAAAAUUACUGCCAAUUUUCCAGUAAGAAAUCAUGUGUUGACUCCGUUUUUUGGAAAUAUCGGUAAAUUCGUUCCAGCAAUUUUCCGUAUAGGGAUCAUGUGUGUAUGGGCCCUUUUAGAAAAUAUCAGUAAAUUCGUUGCAGCAAUUUUCCGAUAAGAGAAGUUACAUUACAGAUAAUUUGCCAGAAUGCUGCUCUGUGUGAACGCAGAAGGAAAAUUGCUGGAAAAAUCGGGUUCACAUUUAGAAAGGGCUGACGUGAGAUGUCUAGUCUAUUUGGUUGUUUGUCUGCUCCAUUGCCACCACUAGGCAUGUGCCGGUAUCACAUUUUCAUGCUGCGAUUAAUUGAUUGAGCUUUUAUCACGGUAUACGGUAUUAUCACGAUAUUGUAAUUUUACUAGAGAAACAGGUAAAAAAACACAAAAAACUUCAGUUUCGUCAACUUAGUAACUUUAAUAACUUUUUAAUUAACUAAAGGUACUUUAAACAUUUAAAUAUAAAUAAAACAAUACACAAUAUAAAAGUAAACUUGAGCAAUUAUAUGAAAGUUAAUGUGCAAAGGGAAACCGUCUUCGAUCAGCAAUGCCUCUGCAUUUUUUUGGAACCCAAAAUAUUUCCAAACCUCUGACUUUUUUUUUGAAGGGGGAAAAAUUGUCGGCAGCGUUCCUCCUUCCGCCAUGCUUCUUCUUCGUGUGAGGAUUAGAGAGCGGUGGCAGCGGCGGCGCGCACUGUGUGCACACAGGGCUUCUACAUGUGGGGAUUGUUUACAUCAGAGUGCGCAUCAGUUCUGCGCAGCAUAUACGCAGUGUUUCUUCAAGCGGUUGAUGGAAAAUAAGCUGAAGGGGGAUAAAUUGUCGGCAGCGUUCCUCCUUCCGCCAUGCUUCUUCUUCGUUUGAGGAUUAUAGUGCGGUGGCAGCAGCGGCGCGCGCUGUGUGCACACAGUGCUUCUACAUGUGGGGAUUGUUUACAUCAGAGUGCGCAUCAGUUCUGCGCAGCAUAUACGCAGUGUUUCUUCAAGCGGUUGAUGGAAAAUAAGCUAAGGCGCGUCCUAAGAAUAUAAAUUCGGAUCUAUUAUUUUUCACGGUAUUUUGAAGUGCCCGCGAUAACAAUAUCGUGCAUAUUCAUUACCGUGAUUUAUCGCAUUACGGAAUACCGGCACAAGCCUAGCCACCACCAUUAACAAAAAGGGUCAUACAUUUUAAAUGUUGCUGUAACCCUAGCGUUUCCAUCUUAAAUAACCGUAACACCAACCAAUCAGAACAUUCACUGUUUAUGAAAAUAAACGCCUUUCAAUCUUUCUCCAGACACAUUUAGCUGCUGCUUGUUAGUCAGGUAAUGCCACGGUCACACUCCAGUUUCAGCAUGCGAAAAGGGGCGGGAUUAAACAAGAAUAUUAGACAUUUAAAAAAAGUGAGCGACUGCUCCAUAAUUAAAAUUUCUGUACAGAGAAGUCAUGUUUUGACCUUCGAUUGGUCUUACGCAUUCACAUGAUGCGAUUUCGCAGAUCAGAGUUCCCCAAGCUUGAACUUUGCAAUACAGCGAACUGCAAAACUUGUCGCAUGAGCUUGCAUUUCCGGUUGGACGCAUUCGCGUGUGUUAUAUAGAAAAGUCUAUGGGGAGAAAAGUCCAGUGUGACCGCAGCUUCACGUUUCUGUUUCUCCUUAGUGUCAACUGUGGAAAAAAUUAUCGAUAAAAUGCUUGCGAUUAAACUGCUUUGAGUUUAUCUGCACAGUCUGCGUGAGGCGCGUGUACUUGAGAAAGAGUUCCUUCAUAUCAUCAGCAUUUGUAACAGCAUUUGGCUGUUUAUUUUAGCUGCGAUUAGCGCUUCUGCCUUCGGAUGGUAGCGAAUUAUUUUAUUUUAUUUAUUUUUUUCGCUAGUUAUUUGGUCUGUUUCUUGGACAAAAGCAGCUACAUUAAUGCUAAAGUUUUAAAUAAAAGUGAAACCAUCAACCCUUUAUGUUUGCAAAUUCAAGCGCAGCAGUUUAGAGCUCAUUUCUGAAUAAUAAUCUCAGAAUUUACCACUAUUUUGGAAUGAAUGUGUGAAUGGUCUUUACCAGAAAAAAAUCUGGAACGUCCUUGCCUGUGUGAAUAGUGCAUUUUUGAGUUUACCAGUAAAGUUGUUCCGGUAAUUUUCCAGAUAUUUACUGGUGUCACUGUGUGAAAGGGGCUAAUAUGUGCACGACUUCUGGAGAGUAUUUGAUUGAUUCUUUAUAAUGGCGGCAAAAAAGAACUUUUAUAACGGUUUAAAUGUUGGUUUGUGUUCUAUUUUAGAAUGUUGUGAUUUAAACUGUUUUUAAAAAUUGUAGUUGUUGCACUGCAGGCCUUAAUAUAAUCAUUAUUAUUAUUAUUUAGAAUAUGAGUAACUGUUUUUUAACAGUACAUGAUCAGCAUUCAUCUUUAGCCAUAAGCUCAUUUCCACCAGUCAUAACCUUAAUACAGAUUAUAUCAAGUGUACUUUGAGAAGCAGAAAUAAGAAUGAUAAAAAUGAAUGGCCUUAUUUAAAAAUUGAUCUAAAAAUGCAUCUACAGCUGAAGUCAAAAUGAUUCGCCCUCCUGUAAACUUAUUUUUCUUUUUUAAAUAUUUCCCAAAUGAUGUUUAACAGCGCAUGGAAUUUUUCACAGUAUUUUCUAUUAUAGUUUUUCUUCUGGAAAAAGUCUUAUUUGCUCUAUUUCGGCUAGAAAAAAAGUAGUUUUUAAUAAACAUUUUAAGGUCAAUAUUAUUAGCCUCCUUAAUCUAUAUUUGUUUUGAAUUGUGUGCAGAACAAACCACUGUUAUACAAUGACUUGCCUAAUUACCCUAACUUUACCCUAAUUAACCUAGUUAAGCCUUUUAAUGUCACUUUAAGCUGUAUAGAAGUGUCUUGUAAAAUAUCUAGUCAAAUAAUAUUUACUGUCAUCAUGGUAAAGAGAAAAGAAAUGAGUUAUUAAAACUAUUAUGAUUAGAAAUGUAUUAAUCAGAAAUAUAUAUAUGUGGAAAAUAUAUGGGGGAGGGGGGCUAAUAAUUAUGACUUCAACUGUAUAUUAAUGCUUAAAGGUGAAGUCUGUCAAGAACAUCAUCAGCUCAUAUUUCACAUUAAGGAAAGCAAUGAAACAAUAUUUAAGUCAGUUUUAAGAUGGUGGUGUUGAUGCAUCAUGGUUAAACAUGUGAAUGAGAUUCAGCAUUUUCUUGUCAACACCAAUUUACAAAAGUGAUUUUAUAUGCAUAGAAAGCAUGCUAAAUGUUUCAAAUUACUUUUUUUUGUUGGACAAAUGUCAGACUGAUGUUUUUCUUCACCGUUUAAUGUAAAAAGUAAACGUUGACCUGUACUAUUAAUCAGAGAUUUUUUAUAUCAUUAUUAAAAACUGACAAGUGAGUUAAACUUAGUGAUCUGAAGAAUAAAAUCAACAUAUGAUUUCAAAUGACAGUAUUUUGUGGCUAAAAUCGAGUCUUUUAAUACAUCAUUAUUGUUGCUCUAAAUAUUCCUGACAGGAUUUUAAGACAAACAACUAUUACAUUAAGGACAUUGAUUUUUAUUUAUUUAUUUUAGCGGAAGCCUCAUUGUGUUUCAUAGAAAUUCUCCCAGUAGCUGAUUAAAAGAAGAUGCUAGAAUAAACACUAAACAUCCACAAGUGAUCAAUUUUUGAAAAGAUUUGUAGAUUUGAUCUGUUCUUAAUUAGUUAAUUCACAGCCUUUAAUUGCACCAAAUGUCCUUUAUUCUGACUAACUGUAAGAUCAGAAUCUAACCUGAACACUGAAUUGUUUUCUUGUGUUUGUGUGCUAAUUAAAUGUAUGAACAAAUAAAGGGACAGUUCACCCAAAAGCCACUCUUCAAUCCUGUUUCAGUUUCUUUCUUCUGUUGAACACAAAAGAAGAUAUUUUGAAGAAUGUUGGAAACCUGUCACCAGCGACUUCCACAGUAUUUGUUUUUCCUACUACAGAAGUCAAUGGUUGCUGGUUUUCAGCAUUCCUCAAAAUAUCUUCUUUUAACGUUCAACAGAAGAAACUCAAAUGUUUAUAACCACUUGAAGGAGAGUAAAUAGAGAGUACAGUUUAUUUUUGUGUGAACUACCCCUUCAAAUACUACCGCCAUUAUUUUAUGUAAAGGCACCAUGUUAACAUAAACAUUUUAUAAUAAAUAUUACUGUCAAAAAUAAGUGCAGCAUUUCUUAUGUGGAUCAUAAAUU
This is a messenger RNA of Danio aesculapii, 11186 nucleotides long. It is a transcript of the gene myo7aa, whose product is annotated as myosin VIIAa. Gene Ontology annotation, cellular component: myosin complex; cytoskeleton. The record is from RefSeq and is a predicted model, not a curated record. The transcript has 47 exons. NCBI's taxonomy places the organism in Eukaryota, Metazoa, Chordata, Actinopteri, Cypriniformes, Danionidae. The coding region runs from base 1 to 6627 and encodes 2208 amino acids. Gene Ontology annotation, molecular function: ATP binding; cytoskeletal motor activity; protein binding.